Messenger RNA from Suillus discolor, 3951 nucleotides. Its product is annotated as RAVE protein 1 C terminal-domain-containing protein. Gene Ontology annotation, molecular function: protein binding. Lineage: Eukaryota; Fungi; Basidiomycota; Agaricomycetes; Boletales; Suillaceae. Gene Ontology annotation, biological process: vacuolar acidification. The transcript is spliced from 20 exons. The coding region runs from base 1 to 3951 and encodes 1316 amino acids. The record is from RefSeq and is a predicted model, not a curated record. Gene Ontology annotation, cellular component: RAVE complex.
AUGUUAGAUCUCCUGAAAACAUUCACCGGCUCUCCAGUUGGUGCACUUCACCAGCUGGUUCUACCUCAUGUCACUCUUAUACUGUACCCCUCUGCAGACACUGUAGUAAUCCUGGAUGCCAGUACUCUUGACCUCGUACGCGUGCUCAACUUCGGGGAAAUCUAUCCUGGCACCCAGCACCUCAAUCAAACUAUAUCUUGCGUGGCAGUCGACUCCGCCAUGAAAGUCAUAGUUGCUUCCAUGGACACGCACAUUGCCGCAUGGUUAUUGUCAGGUAACAAUACCUGGAGAAUUCACUCUUCCAUUUCUCUCCAAGAUAGUGGCUCUGUCACAACUCUGGACUGCAGAUCUGGGCUUCUCUCAGUUGGCAGUCAGAACGGCCUAUCCGUCUACACGUUGAUAUUGGAAAAUGACCUUCUCACAUGGUCGAAGAAGUGGGAAGCAAGGGUGGCAACCCCGUCUCUCGCGAAAUUUGCUCCAACUCUUGCAUUUAUUGCCACUAUAUCUCACCACGAUGAUUUGGUUAGAUUAUAUUCGACUACUUCCGGCCGCUUGGUGCAAGACAUUCCUCACCCCAGGCCCGUUACGGACUUGAUAUGGAGGUUUUCUCAGGCAUCACGAAGUGGUGAUCCCGCACUCUACACCAUUACAUCUGAUUCCACGCUGCGGAUAUUCCUCCCUGUGAUUGACGCACCGCAUCGUCUGCAAUUACAUGCAUCCCUCGACCUUUUCUCUUCGCUUCCGUUCCUCGUUGCAGCAAAACUUGGAUCACAUUCAAGGAAGUCUACGGUCAUGUGGUUGGACAAAGAAGUCGUCCGGCGCACGAUUAAAGCUGUCCUAGCGUCAGCUACCGAAGAUGCAAGUCUUCAGGUCAAGAGGUUGCGAGAAAUUGAUGAAGAAGGUUGGGAUCUCUUCGUUCGCGCUCUUGGGGAUGGCUCUAUGCUUGUCAGCGCCGUCGCAAACAUUGACCGCAGACCUCCGACGCUCAUACGUCAAUUUGCCCUUUCACAUACGAGUUCGAAUGUCCUCUCUCAGCUUCCUUCUCAUCUGUACCUUUUCCCGCAUCCUAAUGUUACCAGCUUAAUCAUGGCAACAUCUACUCCCCUCACUACAUUCGAGGUGUCGCCCUUAGCCUUCUUUGAUGGCCAAUCCACAGGAUUGCACCUUAAUGCCAAAGGACUUGAUAGGUUUCCCCAUGAGGAGAGCAAGAUACGAAGACUGGUUAGGACGCCCGCUGGAAGAGGCGUUGCAGUCGUACGCGUCGAUGGAGGGGAAGUCUGGCGGGUCAUUGAAGGGGGGUCUCAGCUCGUCCGAGGAAGACGAUGGUCUAACGCAGACCAUGUUGUGGUUCUGGAUGGCGGUAAGCUACUAGCGACAUACUCGUCCGAAACCUCGGUCUUGACUCUACAUUCGGAGCCCAUUUCGACGCUUACAAUCCUUUCCAUCACCGACUUAUUUUCGGCACCCUCGAGGACGACGCAUGAAUGUAUUGUUGGCCUGACUUCAGACAGUUCCAUCGUAUACAUAUAUAUUGACAGCAAACCUAAUCCAACCUUACGUCUGCAUUCCAAGAACAAUCUACCACUGGCCCAGCCGCCAAAAGUAAUCAUUCCCGUCGAUCCAAUGUCGUGGAGUAGGGAUAGCUCCUUGGAGGAGCAUGACACAUUACUCAGUAUCUCUGACGAUGGCGAGCUUUCGUUCUGGAUAGCAGAGGAUGGAACACCCUCUGGAUGGAGAUGCACAGGCAAGGUCAAGACGGGAAGGAAGACAUUCGCUCUGGCAAGUUGCAGCUCUGCGAAAAAGUCUGUCCUAGUUGUACAGCUGCCGGAUGGCCAAGAGCUUACAAUCUGGGACUCGAAAGAAUCUGAAUUCGCCUCAGGUCUCGAGCAUCGCAGAAUAUUCAGUACUUCUGAACAUAUUAACGACUUGGACUGGACAUCAACACCUGAUAACCAGUCGAUUCUGGCUGUCGGUUUCACGCAUCACGUCGAGCUAUUGUGCCAGCAAAGGAAAACUUACUUUAAUGAUGACCCUGCGUGGGCUAUCUGCUGGAAAGUGGAUAUCAGAAAUUACAUCUCAUAUCCGAUCCGUGAUUCAAUAUGGCUCGCAAAUGGGUCCUUCUUGAUUGCAGCGGGUCACCAGUUGUUUCUCUUUGGUCAAACAGCACUUCAAAAGGAUCAGGAACCCCUAUUUCAGUACGUUGCUCGACAUAAUGGACCCCUGGAAGAUUACCAUCCGCAAAUGCUCCUUCAGUGCUUGCUUUGGGGUAAGGUGGAGUUGGUGAAGCAAAUUAUCGUUGCUCUAUCCCUGGUCGUAAAGGUUAUAUACGAAGACCCUACGCAGGAUUUUCACUGGAAUGCCUUUCCUGUGGAACAAUACCUGCGUGGUCAGCAUAUGACAUCUAAUAAACCUUCAAAACGAUAUAACUCCUUGUUCAGCACCCCGCAGGAGAACUCGUUACCGGAUGAAACCGUCUUCUCCCGCCAUAUGGUGGAGACGCUUAUCGAGCAACUUGAAACGCGACCUCUUCCUCAUUUGACUCCCAAUGAGCACGCAUUUCUUCUGGUUCUCAUUCAGACGACCCUCGAGAUCGAAGAACAGAGACGAGCACUGGACGCUAACGGCCUUCGCUAUGUGAUCUCUAUGCGGUCAUUUUAUAUCCUCAACCGUCGAGUCACAUCUGAUCCCAGCAGUCCACGCUCAAACGGGGCAAUACCACGAUCAACAGGCUGGAGGGAACGCCUGCGAUAUCGUGAUAUGGUCUGGGCCUUUCACAGUGAGAGCCAAGGGCUUUUGUUAAGCACAUCGACGGCAGCGUGCAGUGGAAGGAUGCUCUGGUCUGAUGCCCGCGCCCUUGGAGUCUUCAUAUGGCUGAAUUCGGUUGAAUCCCUGAGGGCUCACAUGGAAGUCAUCGCACGGAAUGAAUACAUGGCUGGUGAUAAUCGUGACCCUACAGCAUGCUCGCUCUUCUAUUUCGCACUGGGCAAGAUGAAGUUGGUGCAUGGCCUGUGGAAGCAAGCUGCAUGGCACAAAGAACAAGCCAUUAUGCUGAAGUUCCUUGCAAACGACUUCACGCAACCGAAACAGAAGACUGCAGCACUAAAGAACGCGUAUGCUCUGCUAGGUAAGCAGAGAUUUGAGUAUGCUGCUGCGUUCUUCCUCUUGGGAGGGAGUCUGAAAGACGCCGUUCAUGUUUGCCUCAGGCAUCUGUCAGAUUUUCAGCUGGCUAUCGCUCUCGCUCGUGUGGUGGAAGGAAGCUCGGAUGGUCCUGUGCUGCGGGACAUACUACACAAUACGGUGAUCCCUACCGCCUUUCGUGAAGGCAAUCGAUGGCUUGGAAGUUGGGCCUUCUGGAUGCUCAAUCGAAGAGACUUCGCUGUCAGGAUACUGGUGACACCCUUGCGAGAUAUCGCCGAUGCUUUAGAUAUACAAGUCAUAGAAAUCGGCGAACCCCACUACGAUGAUCCUAGUCUUGCAUUACUGUUUUCCCAACUCCGCUCCAAGACGCUUCAAACAGCCAAGGGCACAAGCGAGAUAUCAGGGCGCUCUGAAUUCAACUUCGUGCUCCAGAUCGCCCGGGUCUUCUCUACAGGUUGUCAUGCACUAGCGCUAGAUCUCGUGCGUUCGUGGUCCUUUGAGCGCCCAUCGAUAUCUGUCCCUGCUCCGACGGAACCCCCACCAACACCGUAUGCUACAUUGCGGAGAUCUCUUGCGCUAGAUCCCAAGCUGCGCAGACGUUCGUCAAUUAUGAUUGACAUGGACAUUGCAUCUCCAGCUUCAACACGCAAAGUCUCUCCCGAGCGCUCGCUUGUCAGGGCACCCACGCAGGAGACCAUCAAAGAGGAGGGUGACCUCUUAGCACGCAAGGCAGGCCUCGGCAGCCUACUUAAAUCUGCUAAGCAGGAUGUCCAAGUACCAGAGUUCAAUAUGGAUUCGUUUUCAUUUGUCUAA